CUCUCUCCUCUCAUUCUCCUCUCUCAACACUUUCUGGUUCUUCUCCAAUAAUCAAACCUUGUCAUCAUCAGUUCCUCAUAUGUUUCAUUUUAAAGUUGAAGAACAAAAAGAAUCACGCCUAUCUUCGUCCGUCAUCAACUCCGGUGAACAACCCCCAACCCAUUUUUCAGUUCCGUCAAUACUCUGGCACAAACGACUCAGAUCUGGCUUCAAAUCCACCUGCGAGGUUGCGGCCUUGAAGCGAUUCAGAUCCAGUUUCAUCUUGCUGGAUUCAGACCGGCCAGUGGAUUUAGAUCCGGUUUCACCCUGAAACGAUUCAGAUCCGGCUAGCGAUUGCUGGAUUUCUGGCUUGGUGUUCGGAAAAUUAGAAAAAGAUAUAGUUUUUAUUAUCACACUGUAAGUUUGAAUAUCUGGCUGGGUGUUUGGCACAAAACUUUUAGCUCCAGAAGUUUUUUGAAAAAUAUGUUAUGAAAGAAAUAGCUUUGCACAUGGUUUUUGUCAUUUCAAAUUAUUUAGGAUAUUAGAAGUAAUCUGCUUUGAAUUCUAGUUCGUUCCUUUCUGAUAUCAAUUUGCUUUUUUUUUCUUUAAUAACAUCAGAUAUUCAAAACUACAGUUUUUACAUUUCAGAACAAACAUUAUUAAAAUUAGGUGUAUCUAUGUAUCUUUCUAUUAUCAUGAGACUUGAAUUGGGUGGGAGUGGCGGUAGUGCAGAGAUGGUUGAGGCGCUGUAGAGUGGGGGUUCGACUUCAAUCAGAAAUGGAGGGUUAACGAUGAUGGUGGUGGUGGGUCGGAGAUGAUGAUCGGCAGUGGUGCUUUUAGAAGAUGAGAGUGGUGGUGGUUCAGUGGUGGCUGCCCAUGGGUUGGGUUUUGUGGUUGAAACGGGUAAAAUUACAAACCUACCCUUAUGUGACUGAAAAUUAUAACCUGGUUAGGGCCAAAGGACGUAAAGUGUAAUGAGUUUUCUAAAUAAAGGACUAUGACUGUAAUUAUUGAAGUUAAAGGUCAUCCAUUGUAAUCCGCAAUAAACAUAAAGGACGAAAAGUGUAAUUUACCCUUCCUUUUAUCUUCCUCAUAACAACUUCUUCAUCUUCUCUUCUUCAUUCAUCUCAUCUUCUCUUCAUUCAUCUUCUUCAUCUUCUUCAUUCAAUUUCACCAUUAACAACCUUACAAAGUUUCAAGGGAAAGGGGUUGGAGCAUUGUUGGCAUUGUUAGUUUACAAUACGAGUACUUUUAUAAGGAGUCAGAGGCUAACAAACACAAUCGAUGUGCUUUUUUAAAUGUGAACGCAAUCACAGGUGAUAUGUGCAAAAGAAAUCCUAGAGAGGUUGAAGAUCACAUUUUCAGUUUAGCGACUCAUCAUGUCGAUAAAGAUUUCAUUCUUGCACCGCAUUUGUCUGACGACCAUUGGUCUUUGUUCAUCAUUGCCCAACAUAUAGGACAUGUAUAUAUUUUGGAUUCAACAAAGAUAAAAGGCGAAAAGAAUGCUUCUAACUAUCGUCUUUCAAGCCUACUUCCCACCGCCUUAGGAUCCGAGUUCAACUACACAAUGGUUGAUUGUAAGCAACAAAAGGGUGGAUGGGAAUGCGGCUACAUGGUUCUCCAACAUAUGUUUGACUUUGUCAAUUUGUAUCAAAACCAAUUUCCCGAUGAAAUGUGGCACGACAUGAGAGAGGCUACGAAUAAUGAAAUAGAUGUUUUGUUGAUGACGUUGAUGCCGAAGUUUUUUAGCGAAUUAGGUAUUUCGGUAGUUUAGCUUAUGUGUAGUUUGUUAUGUAUUCACAAAUAAUUGUAAUUUGACGGGUUUAAUUCGUAAUUCGAUGUCUACGGGUUUAUUUUGGAUUUGAA
Messenger RNA from Helianthus annuus (common sunflower), 1845 nucleotides. RefSeq lists its product as uncharacterized. The coding region runs from base 1301 to 1753 and encodes 150 amino acids. The transcript is spliced from 6 exons. Gene Ontology annotation, molecular function: cysteine-type peptidase activity. NCBI's taxonomy places the organism in Eukaryota, Viridiplantae, Streptophyta, Magnoliopsida, Asterales, Asteraceae. Gene Ontology annotation, biological process: proteolysis. The record is from RefSeq and is a predicted model, not a curated record.